Perkinsus marinus ATCC 50983 is the source of this 465-nucleotide messenger RNA. RefSeq lists its product as hypothetical. The record is from RefSeq and is a predicted model, not a curated record. The transcript is spliced from 3 exons. Bases 1 to 465 code for a protein of 154 amino acids. Lineage: Eukaryota; Perkinsozoa; Perkinsida; Perkinsidae.
AUGUCCGCCACCUAUGAAGUGGAGCUGAAUGUCGAUAUCGACUUACCCACCGGUGAAGUCAGUCGUCAUAUUCUAGACCAUGUUAGGCCUGUGGCAGACGCUUCCGAUGUGGGCGAUCAACGUAGUACUCGUCGUGAGAAUUUCUCAGAUGUCCCAAUGUCUUAUAUAAGGCAGCUUGGUCACGACAGCUCUACGGCUUGGCAAGGGUAUAAGGCCAGCAACAAGUGGCACAGGAAAAAGCAUCACGUUCGUUACGUCCUUCCUAACAAGAGCGUGCUGGCGCCAGACUCCGACUUUUUACGUGGUAGGCUAAGUCUCAAUGCAGACGCUCCCGAGUUUAAGCCAGAAUCUGAAACAUGUCGUGUGUCGUCCCCUAUAGUUGGGUAUGAUCCGAUGAACGGUUGGGAAAGUAGACAGAUGGAGGAAAUGAGCCUCCCGCCUCAGGCGGCUGAGGUAGGUGAUUGA